Molecule: messenger RNA, 2265 nt
Organism: Neurospora tetraspora
Lineage: Eukaryota; Fungi; Ascomycota; Sordariomycetes; Sordariales; Sordariaceae
Product: WD40-repeat-containing domain protein
Exons: 6
Coding region: 364-2259 (631 amino acids)
Biological process (GO): heterochromatin formation; negative regulation of transcription by RNA polymerase II
Cellular component (GO): ESC/E(Z) complex
Molecular function (GO): protein binding; nucleosome binding
Source: RefSeq, a predicted model, not a curated record
GGAACGCGCACCUUUCAAUCGGCAUCGACUUCAAACACUUUCAGCGACCAGCUUUUGGAGUUAUUGGACAAUGAGUGAGGUAUCAUCAGCAUAUCCGAAUACUAGUGGAUCAGUAGACUGAACGUAAACGGAAUAAUUGGAAAAUUUGUCGCGCAAACUUGUCUUCGUUUCCCGACCUCGACCCUUCACCACGAACCGCCGAAGUCGACGCCCAAGAAUACCUUCUACCUCUCCAGAUUUAUGCAGCGAGGCUGCAAUCUGAUACAAAGGCGUUUAGUGAGCAGUUCAUCGCUGUCAACGAAUUAGACACAAGGGUCCCGCAUUGUUUCGCUGUACACUCACGAACCUUGAGGGUCCGGCACAAUGCCCCCAAAUAAGGCACCGUCCUCGAACGAGUGGGAUCUACCAAAGUUGAGGGCUUCUAUCAACUUCCAGGAUGACUGGAAAGACCCCGUCUCCGGCGAGUCGAUAGCACACGAAUUCUUCGACGUAAAGUUCUACCCCUACAACCCCGUCGGCGCACCGCCAGUGUUCGCCAUCGCUAGUAAGAAGCAUGUGAUCAUAUGCCGCAUCACCCAGAAUACAGACAGCAACACCAAUCCUAUUGAGGUGUUGAAGUUGAUAAGGGAUGAUGAUGAAAACGCAGCAAACUGUUCAUGCUGCUGGUCCAAGGAUAUGGAGACCGGACAGCCAUGGCUUUGUAUAGCCGGGGCGGAUGCGAAGGUGAAGGUCUACGAUGUUAAGGAGGGGAAGUUAGUCAAGACCCUAGUAGGCCACGGCGGCGGCAUAAACGACCUCGUCACCUCUCCCCUCAACCCCUCCCUAAUCGCCUCCUGCUCCGACGACACCACCGUGCGCAUCUGGUCUCUCCUCCCCAUCCACUCCUUGCAACCCUGCAUGUUCAUCCUCGGCGGCGACGCCCACACCUGGGACCUGUUGAGCAUCUCCUUCCACGACACGGGCCGCUACUUGCUGUCUGCAGGCCACGACCAAACCAUCAACCUCUGGACCAUCCCCUCUUGUCCGACCGAACCCGUCACCCACCCACUCGUCAUCCACUAUCCGCACUUCUCCACAAAAGAAAUCCACAACUCGCUGGUCGACUGCGUCUCCUUCUUCGGCGACCUGAUCCUGUCAAGAGCCUGCUGGGAGGAAACUAUCGUGUUAUGGUCCAUCUCCGGCUUUUCCUCUUCCUCUUCCUCCUCUUCUUCUUCUUCCUCCCUCGUCGACAACCCCCCGCUACUACCGCUAGAAGCAGCACCCACCACCUUUGACCCCUCCAAACUAACCCGCUCCGCAUUCUGGCAAGCCCCCGACCUCAGUCCCGAAACCAGGCCGGCGUAUUUCACGAGACUGUUGCAGUUCAAGACGGCGGAUUGCAAAGGGCAGUUUUACUUGAGGUUUAAAGUGUUGCAUGCACCUGGAGGGAAACAUCCCGUGUUGGCGUUUUGUAAUGCGAGGAAUAAGUUUAUGUUUUGGGAUUUGAGCAGGUUGGGGAGUUGGCAGAGGUAUUUGCAGGAGGUGAAGGAGGCUCAGGAGGAGGAGGCGGAGGUGGAGGUGGUGGCACAAAAGGAAGGGGGGAGGAAGAACUACAGGGAGGUGGUGAGGAGGGUGAGGGUGGUUGAACAGCCGGGGUGGAUGCCGCCUGCGAGGAAACAGCCGAGGAAGACUGCUGCUGCGCUGGCGGCGGGAGGGACGGCGGCGGGAGGGGGAGGGGGAGGGGGGACUACGUAUCCUUCUACGGCGGCGAACUACAGGGCGGCGGGGGGUGUGGCGGGUGUUGCUGCUGCUGGUUCUACUACAUCCGGAAGAGCAGGAAGACCUGGGACCAGGUCCACUAGUCCUGAUCCUGAGACUCUGCUUUCUGCUGCUGCUGGUGGUGGUAGUGGUAGACCGGGUUCAAGUUCGACGAGGGAUAGACCGGGUUCGAGGGGCUCUACUGCCACAACCACCACCGCCGCCGCCGCCGCCACUGCUGCCACUGCUGCCACUGCUGCCACUACCACCGGUCAGACAGUAAACAGAAGAUCACCGGGUAUCGGACUAGGAGGAUAUACCCAAAAGCAGCUGGAUGAAUGGCACGACCAGUGUGACAUCACGGACUCGCAUAACGAGAUCAAGCCGCAUAAGACGGUGACGGUUGAUGGCAAGGGACAGCAUUUCGUGGGGAGGCAGGUGGCCUGGAGCCCGGAGGGGGAUUGGUGUGUGGUGGUGGGAAAUUCGAAUCGGGCUAUGAUUUUUCAGCGGUGGGGGAAGUGAAGAUGC